Molecule: messenger RNA, 480 nt
Organism: Staurois parvus
Lineage: Eukaryota; Metazoa; Chordata; Amphibia; Anura; Ranidae
Source: the annotation of a GenBank genome assembly
GAAAAAGAAAAUGAUGCAGAAUCUGUAAAACACAACACUGAAAAGAGCAGCAGUAAGCUGAAGCUGGUUGAGCCCGUGAAAGAAGAAUGCCCAUCUAUUGAUUCAGACCUGGAUGCUAUGUCAGAUGUGACAGUUAGUUCAGUCCACACCAGUGACUUGUCCUCAUUUGAAGAAGAAAGUGAUGAUGAAGAUGAGGCUGUGUCAGACAGCACAGAAGAGGGUGAAAUUACUUCUGAUGAUGAAGAGAAAGCGGAUACUCAAAAUAAAGCUAGCGAACAGAGUGAAACAAAAGCAAAGGGCACUCGGCACGCCUAUGUGCACAAACCGUACCUGUAUUCCAAGUAUUACAGUGACUCUGAUGAUGAGUUGACUGUGGAGCAGCGCAGACAGUCUGUGGCCAAGGAGAAGGAGGAAAGACUGUUAAGGCGGCAAGUGAAACGAGAGCGAUUGGAAGAAAAGCGCAAACAAAAAGCAGCAGAG